AAAUCACCUUUAAACUUAAUAUUCCUGGACGUAGUUAAUUAAGAUUCCUCCGCCGCUGUCUCCUCUUUCUUUCAAUCUCAUCCUCUUAUCAUGGGGGUCGAUGCAAGCGGCAGCCGGACGGUCGGCGAUAGUACUCACAUGCCCUCGCUGAUCGCAACCCGCCUGUUGGUUGCUUCGCCUGGUUAUCAUGUUUCCCACCUUAAUUUCCCAUUUCGCUGGCUUAUUUUAUGGCAAUUUGUCCACGAUUUCCUGAAUGGACAGAGCAAAUGACAAUAAAUGGAUGAACUACCUAAGCUUUGUCUUUCUCACCUACAACUCCGGCGCCGCCGUCUACCGCUCGAUGCACGACUUCUCCUCCGUCGCCUUCAUCACGACCUCCUACCUCGACUUGCUCCUGCUCUUUUGGUGCUUGCGCAAGUUCGAGACCUCGGCAGAGGAAAACAGAGGAUGGCUUAGAGCGGCGGUGUGGGUUCUGGCGACGCUGCUCACCGUCAUGUUCUCCGGCAAGGUGGCCGCCGUCAUGCCGUGGCCGGUGUCACUGGUCGUAUACGGUAUGGCGGCCGUGACGGCAGUCGGUGGCUUCUGGGCUUUCUUUAUUAAGCCACAGCCCGUGCGUGAUAAUUAGAAGGGUGAUAAUUAUAUCUAGUCUUUAUUCACAGCCUUAUAUUAAGUUUAAAAUGUUUCGGAUCAAAAUUCGAAUUUACUAAGUUUGGGGGAACCUAUGAAAUAAUAUCAUCAAUAAAUAAUAUAUAUUAUACUACUGUUUAA
Zingiber officinale is the source of this 768-nucleotide messenger RNA. RefSeq lists its product as uncharacterized. The transcript is spliced from 2 exons. Lineage: Eukaryota; Viridiplantae; Streptophyta; Magnoliopsida; Zingiberales; Zingiberaceae. The coding region runs from base 254 to 625 and encodes 123 amino acids. The record is from RefSeq and is a predicted model, not a curated record.